GCUGGCCCUGCCGGCGCCUCCUGACCCGCUGCUGGGGACAGCGGCCUCCCAGGCAGCUCCGGCUGGGGCAGCUGACCGCCGUCUUUGGAGAUCGGCUCCGGGAAGCAGCCAGGAUCCUCGCUCUCCGGACACCAGGCCCUGGACCCUGCUCCGGACUGGCUGUUGGGUCCAGCCAUGCCGUGGACUUGUCCUGGGCCUCGGGGUGGGUCUCCCCUGGGCUCUGGCAACUUGGUGUCUGGCUCCUGUACUUUGACUCGGACUCGGCCCCUGCCUCCCCGUGGCCUAACCACUAGGCCAGACUGCUCACGCUGCACUGGGCAGGAAGGGAUUUCCCCACUGCUCAGACUGGUGUGCACUGGGGGGGUUGCCUUCCUCUGCAGUGGGGGCACGGCCUGGCCUGGGCUCUCUAUUAACCCGUGCAGCAGUAGGACGUUGGUGCCCGCGGCCCCCCUGUAUCCUGGGGGCAGGGACAGGGGUGAUGCCUGGGGCUGCAUCAGGGUGACGGGAGUUUUACUAAGAGCUUGGGCUUGUCUAGGGUGGUCUGGACAGGCCUGAUCCUGCCUCAUGCAGGGCUUGGACUGGAUGUGACCCCGCAGGUCUCCGUGGCUGUAUGAAUGUGUGAGGCCUGGGGCUGCAGCAUCGCACCCCCGUGCACCUCCCUGUGUCCACGCCAGCUGCAGCUCUCACCCUCGUGCCUGCCGCCGGAGCGUGCCAGCCUGCCUCGCCACGUGCCACAGCACAACCCCUGCGGGAUCCCGACGGAGCAGGGGCAAGUCACUGCGAGACAAGAGAUGAGCCCGUGGGCAAGAAGCGCUUGGAAAACAUGACUUCCCCAGGAUUGCAGGAAGUGCCAGUGUCUCAUCCCUGGGCCAAGCACCGGUCCAGCCAGCCCAGCAUCCUGCCUCCCAUGGCAGCCGGUGGAGCGUGGAUGCUCAAAGAGAACCACCUUGCCCUGGGGCUCCUGUGCGCCGGGGAGACGUCUGCUCCAGCUCCUCCCUCCCUAAGCCAAACCAGGUCACCGUCCCCGGCUAGCAAAGGCUGCCCCGAGACGGGCCCAGCAACAAGCUGCCACCAGCGGUGGCCGGUCCAUCCGAGGGGGUCGGAGUGGGACCAACUGGAGCCGGUCGCAGUGUCCAGUCCGGAGGAGCAGACGCUGGUGCUGGGUAUGGCCGUGUCUCCCCAGAGCUCCCAGAGUAACCGGGCUUGCCGGGGCUGGUCCGGCUCUUCCCACGGGUUACUGGGGAGGGCGAGCAGCCAAGGAUCGGGGCCCGUCUGAGGUCAUGGCUGGAGGUAAAGCCACACGUGGGUAUCGCUGCUGUGAGCUAGUGGCCGCGGGCUGGAGCAUCUCUCCCCGGUGCACCCAGACAUGGGGCAGGCUGGGUCGGACGGGGAGGUCGGACGUACGUCCAGGCCCAUCCGGCUCCGCCCGCGCUGGGAACACUGCAGGCUUCUCCGUGGAGCACCAAGCAGGCAGGUUUCCCCAGCCCCUGGGAGGACGCACGGCCCUCCCAGAGGAAGUAGGUGGAGACCAGGGCUCCCAAGGGCGUCGAGCAGCUGAGCUCCCGCUGGGAAAGCUGGCGAUGCACCUGGUUCCCGGUGUGACUCAGCCGCCUGCUGCCCAGGCAAGUGGUUUGGCAGCGGCACCUGCCGUGGCCUAGGGCUGCUCAACACCCACGCGGCUGCUCCCAAAACAGCCCCUGCAUGGGCCGUGGUGGUGAUGAGGCAGUGGUGGUCUCCGAGCUUCACGCCCCGGGGCCCUGGCUGCAUGGGCGAGCAUGGACAAGCUCUCAGGGAUUCGUUGCUGUCCUGGCCCGACGCCACGUGGCGCCUGGACCAGUGCAGGAUUGCGGGUCCCCCCCGGGCCACGGAUGCCCCGAUGGAGCCACAUGGGCCCUGUGGGAGCCUGGGCCCCUUCAAACCACACGUGGACACGGCUGAGUGCAAGGCUGGAAGCGGAGGCGUUGCGAGAUAUUCGAGCGGGAGGAGGGUUAUGUGGGGGCCGGAGGCAGAGCAGGAGUCAGGGAAGCCGCGGGGCCUUACCGGGACGCAUCUGGCUGCAGCAACCCCGGAGCUGCCGCUCAGCCGCCCCUAGUUGCGCGGCUGCCUAGGACAGUGGUUCUCGCCCUCGGGGGCCCCUUGUUAGGCUCCAGCUCCGCGCUUGCACCAUGGAAAAUAACAGAGCGAGUCUUUGGUUGCAGGGAGGCCAGGUGCUCGUGACACGGGAUCUCUGCUGCGGAUCUCUGGGUUCGUCUGGGAAUCACGUGUCAGCACGUGCGCACGUCACCAGGCCCCCACAUGGCACCCUAAAUGGGAGCCCAUGGCACCCCAGGGUGCUGCGACCCCCUGGUUGGGGCUCACUGGGUUGGGCUGGGCUGGGCAGACCCUCGGUCAUGGAAGCAGGAGCAGCGAGCAGCAGCAGGAGGUGAUUUCAGCUCUGGGCCUGGCACUGGCAUGUCCUGCACUGGAGCACUGGGCCUGGCACUGCUACAUCCUGUAUGGGGACACCAGCCUGGCACUGGCACGUCUUGCACUGGAGCCCUGGACCUAGUUCUGGUGCCCACCUGGGCAGCGCAGCGCAGCGCCAGCAGACACUUGCCAGCGAGAGCCGUGGCGGGCUCAAGCGAGGGGUCGCUGCAGCGCAAGGGCAGAAACCCCCGUACUAAGGAGCUCUGCAACCCGGCAGAGCGAGGGCCAGGCAGGCGCUGACCCCGCCAAGGCAGAGCAGUCGGCGGGGACCUGGCUCCCGAGGGGCGUGGGGGGCUUCUCCGUCCCACGCUGCGCCGCGCUGCAGCCAUGGAGGAUUCUCCCACCAAACACGAGCACGGGGGCCCUGGGCCACGCGUCCAGGUCUGCGGCACGUGGGCAGCCCAAGCCACCCCGCCUGCCCUCCCCGGGCUUUGCUCCUGCUGCAGCCCCGGGCAGCGGGCUGGUCCGGCGGGCCGGGCACUAGGGCCUCGGGCUCCCGCGGGGUAGGGAGGCAGGGGCACAGCCGCCCGGGGUCUCCGCCGUGGGGGUUGCGGAGGAGGCCGCUCAGCUUUGGCAGGGCAGGGUGAGGAGCAGCAGGACCGGCCAAGCCGCCGGCGGGGCCGUGCUGCGCGCGGGGGAGCAGCUCCCGGCACGGGCGGCGAGUCUGUCCCGGGACAGCUCGGACAGGCGCGGGCGCGGGCCGGGGCCGGCGGGGGUCACAGCACGGCACGGGGGGCGCUGCCGUCGGGGCCGGGGUUUGUGCCCCGGGGCGGGGGAGCGGCCGAUGCCCCCGCCGGCACCAGCCCCGCGGGUCGCGCCCCGGCUCGGGCUCGGGCGGGGUGCCCUGCUCGCAGCGGGCGGUCGCACCGCGUGUGCCCCGCAACCGGCACGGCUGCGCUUCCUGGGCGGCGCGGGGGGCGGGCGCCGCCUCCACCCCCGGCCCGGCCCGGCCCGGCUCGGCACGGCACGGCACGGCUCGGCUCGGCACGGCACGGCACAGCACGGCUCGGGUCCUGCGCGGGGAGACGUCGAGAAGGGAGAACCGCCGCCGGGACCGGCCUCUGCAGACGCAGCGGGGCUCAUCCCCCCGGCAGCCAGCGCCCCUCACAAGUCGGCCCCUGCCCCUUCCAGCUGGCCACCCCCGCACCAGCCGGCCAUGGUGCUGCGUGAGUCCCCAUUCCCCAACCGGGUCCUGGGGGGCCUCUACGGCCUGGCCCAGGGCCUGCUGUACCCCAGCUUCUGGGCAGCCAACUGCCUCCUGGACCUCAAGGAGACCACGGUGGAGCGGGAGCAGCACCGGCUCCAGCGCUGCCCCCCCUACGCCCUGCAGGCCACGGCCAAGGGCCUGGCGCUGGUUCUGCUCUUCGUCUUCUCGCUGCCCGUGGCCCUGCUGGGCCUGGUGCUGUGGCUGCCUCUGCAGGCCGCUCGCCGGCCCUUCGCCUACCAGCACACCAUGCCCGCGGAGCCGUGGCAGGGCUGGGAGCUGCCGGGCCGCGACCGGGCCUUCAGCUUCGUCACCGCCAACAUCUGCCUGCUGCCCGAUGGCCUGGCCAAGUUCAGCAACCUGGGGCAGACGCGGCAGCGGGCGGCCAUCCUGGCCAAGAGGCUCACAUCGCCCGCCAGCUCCUACGGGGCCAUGCAUCACAACCCCCAGGUGCCGGGGGCCCACGGCCACAGGGACAAGCCCGAGGGGAGGAUCACGGCAUCCUUGCCCCCGGAGCUGGACUUCCUGUGCCUGCAGGAGGUGUUCGACGGACAGGCAGCUGCCGUGCUGCGCCGGCAGCUGGGCGUCCGCUUCGAACACAUCCUGUACGACGUCGGCGUCUACGGCUUCUACCGCGGCUGCAACUUCAAGGUGCUCAACAGCGGGCUCUUCCUGGCCAGCCGCUACCCGGUGCUGGACGUGCAGUACCACUGCUACCCCAACUCCACCGUCGAGGACGCCCUCGCCGCCAAGGGGAUGCUCUCCGUCCAGGUGCUGCUCGGGAUGACGCAGGGGAAGCGCAUCGUGGGCUACAUAAGCUGCACGCACCUGUUUGCUCCAGCUGACGGGGCGCAGAUCCGGAGCGAGCAGCUGACGCUGGGGCUGCGCUGGAUCCAGCAGUUCCAGGAAAUGCAGGCGCAGCCCGGUGACCUCGUCGCCUUCGACGUCCUCUGCGGGGACCUCAACUUCGACAACUGCUCCAUAGGGGAUAAGGUGGAGCAGACACACGCACUCUUCCACUGGUACCAGGACCCAUGCCGCCUGGAGCCCCAGAAGGACAAGGCCUGGGCCGUCGGCACCCUCCUGAGGUACCUCAAGAUCCACGACGAGGCCGUGUCCAACCCCGAAAAUCUGGAGAGCACGCUGGAGCACCGGGAGGGGCAGCACGAGUACCUGGAGCCGCCCAUCCUGUCCGACGGGCGCCCCGACCCCGCGGCCGAGAAGACGGACUGGCGCGGGCGGCGCAUUGAUUACAUCCUGCACCGUGCGCAGCCUGACCCCGGCCCCGGCCCGCUCAGCCUGCACUCGGAGGUGGAGACGGUCUCCUUCAUCACCUGCCUGGCCGACUGCUCCGACCACAUGGCCCUGGGGCUGCGGCUCUCUGUGUCCCCAGCAUAGCAGUGACCGCAGCGAGCGGCAUGAACCCCGGCGUCCGGCGCAUGGAGGGGGAGCUGCUCCACACUGGCCAGGCCUCCACGGCUCCACGGGCACGCCGGUUGCUGCUGUGACCACCAUGGCCCUGCCAGGCAAAGCGCAGGCCAGGGGAGCCCGGCCCCGAGAGCAGAUGGAGGGCAGAGCCGUCCCCAGCCUAGCACAGCCCAGCCCAGUGUCCUGCCUUGGCGUGUGCUUCCUCACAGCCGUGUGUCCUGGGGAAGUGGCAUGGACCUGUGCAGCGGCCUGAGCCCUGGGGCCGUGAUGCCCACCUGAGCCCAGCCCAGGGCAUCGUGGAAGUGGAGCGGGGGCAGUGCUGGGGACAGGGGCAGGGGCAGGCAGGCCCCAGGGCCCAUCUAGGCUGUGCUGGCUGGGACAGCACCAAGGCAAAGCCCCAGGCAUCGAUCCUGCUUCUGCGCAGUGCACGGCUGGUGCAAAAUAAAGGCCUGGUGUCGUGA
Alligator mississippiensis (American alligator) is the source of this 5559-nucleotide messenger RNA. RefSeq names its product sphingomyelin phosphodiesterase 5. The transcript has 8 exons. The record is from RefSeq and is a predicted model, not a curated record. Gene Ontology annotation, cellular component: extracellular region; cytoplasm. Gene Ontology annotation, biological process: sphingomyelin metabolic process. Lineage: Eukaryota; Metazoa; Chordata; Crocodylia; Alligatoridae. The coding region runs from base 3251 to 5068 and encodes 605 amino acids. Gene Ontology annotation, molecular function: sphingomyelin phosphodiesterase activity.